Molecule: messenger RNA, 1875 nt
Organism: Entamoeba dispar SAW760
Lineage: Eukaryota; Evosea; Mastigamoebida; Endamoebidae
Exons: 2
Coding region: 1-1875 (624 amino acids)
Molecular function (GO): protein binding
Source: RefSeq, a predicted model, not a curated record
AUGUCUUCCGAAGAAUACUCAUAUGAUGAACAAUAUGAAACUGACACCGAAGAUGAUCAGGUUCAACUCAAACUUAUUAGUAGAACGAUAGAUGGAAAAAAAGUAAAUGAAAGAGUACCACCUGUAUUUGUAUUUGCACUGAAUGCAGGGAGACAAGAAACAAUAAGCGAAAGACAGUUACCACCAUAUAUUUCAAUACAAGAUUCUAAAUUAAAUUUUAAAUCUAAAAUAGAUGGUUCUACUGCUCUUCAUAUUGCUGCUGAAACUGGCAAAUCAAAUUUUGUUAAACAACUUCUUACUGCAGGAAUUACAAAAAGUGCCCAAGACAUUAAUGGAAAUAAUGCACUAAUUAGAGGGGUUAUUGCAGGAAGAACUAAUGCAUGUGUAUAUUUAGCAAGAAAAAUGAAUAAAACAGGAAUUGAUUCACAAAAUAAAUUAGGAGAAUGUGCGAUUUAUAUUGCAUGUAGAAGAAAUAAUUUAAAAUUAUUAGAAAAACUCAUUAAGUAUGGAGGAAAUGUUAAUAUACAAAAUAAUAAAGGAAUCACACCAUUAAUGGUGGCAUGUUUUAAUAUGAAUUUAGAAAUGAUAAAUCUAUUAAUAAAAGCAGGAGCUAAUAUUGAUACAGUUGAUUCAGACAAAUCAAAUUGUUUACAUUAUAUGGCUAAAUCAAAAAGUCUUAAUAAAAUAACUAAUUUCGGUGCUUAUUUUGAUUAUUUUAGAAAAAGUGUUGCUGCAGCUGAAGCAGCUGAUAUUAAUGAAAAACAGCCAUUAUUUUAUGCUCUUCAAAGUGAAUGUGAACCAUUAGUUAAUUUUCUUCUUAAUGUUACUUCAUUAAAAGAUGUUAGAUUAGUAUAUAAUGAAGAAAAUACAAUUGCAAAGAAAGAAGUUAUUGAAGUUAAAUCUAAUACUGAUGAAUUUGGAUAUGUUAAAGAUCAAAUUCAAACAGAAGAUGAAAUUAAAAAAAUUACUUCACAAGAAAGAGAAAAAAAAUGGGAAAUAAUGUUAGAUGAAUGGAAUAAAAGUGGAAAGAUUCCAAGGGCUUUAUUCCAUAGAGUAUAUAAAUUUGUUCCACUCAAUAAAAGAAAGAAAUACUGGGAAAUUGAAUUAAAAAUAAAUCAGUCUAUUCAAGAAUAUAAUGGUUAUUUUGCUCGUAUUACUGAAUUACCAGAACGUGGUAAAGAUGACGAACAAAUUCAUAAAGACGUUAUGAGAGCUCAUCAAAAUAAUGUUCAUUUUAUGGCUAAAUUUAAUGAUGGGCAAAGAACUUUAUUUAGAGUACUAAGAGCAUGGUCUAUGCAAGAUGAUUUAGGUUAUGUUCAAGGAAUGUCAGACCUUUGUGGGUUUUUAAUAUUAAUACUUCAAGAAGAAGAAGAAGUUUAUUGGGGAUUUAAUGCUUUAAUGAAUAAUCCAAAAUACAAUUUAAGAGAAAUGUUUUUACCAGGAUUUCCUGGAAUUAAUAAAUGUGCAUUUGUUGCAAUGAAAGUUAUGAAAAAAUACCACCCAAAAAUAUUUUAUCAUUUAAAAUCUAAAGAAUAUGAUUUUGAUAAUUGGAAAACUUAUAUGUUAGAAUACUUCAUGUUAUGGUUCUGCAGAUGUUUCCAUCCAGAAUUUGAAGUAAGAAUUCUUGAUUUAAUUUUAAUGGAAGGAUGGGAAAUUGUGUUCUCCAUUUUUAGUGCAAUUCUUCAUUAUUCAAAAGUUGAAAUAUUAAAAAUGAAUGAGUAUAUUUUCAUUGAUAAAGCCUUGGCUGAUCCUAUGACUCUUAUGGGUAAUCAAUUUAACCAAGAUAAAUUUAUUAAUUUUGUCAAAAAAGCAAGAAUCACUCCAAAAGAAAUUAAAAAAUGGUACAAUAUUGCUGGAACAUUACAUAAGAAAUAG